This is a messenger RNA of Lytechinus variegatus (green sea urchin), 2825 nucleotides long. Its product is annotated as protein prenyltransferase alpha subunit repeat-containing protein 1-like. The transcript has 7 exons. The record is from RefSeq and is a predicted model, not a curated record. Gene Ontology annotation, molecular function: protein prenyltransferase activity. Gene Ontology annotation, cellular component: cytoplasm. Lineage: Eukaryota; Metazoa; Echinodermata; Echinoidea; Temnopleuroida; Toxopneustidae. Gene Ontology annotation, biological process: protein prenylation. The coding region runs from base 116 to 1489 and encodes 457 amino acids.
ACAUAUCAAAACAGCCGAAUAACAGCAUCCUUCUCGUUGUUACUAAUUUGGGACACCAAUUUCCGGCUGAAGAUCUUGCUGAUAUGCUUCUAAUUUUGUAACUACUUUGACUUUAAUGAUGGGAGACGAUAGUCGCCCAAGGAGGAUAUUGGCGGAUCUAAGCAGUGCUCUUCGUCGAGAUCCUAAAAUUGAUGAGUUUGACUUCAUCUAUUGUCCUGAACCCGUCGUUAAUAGAAGUCCCGUUGUGCUCGAGAAUCAUAAGCUGGGGUUGCAAACAUGGAGCAUUAAACUCCUCUUCAAAUUUGUCUACAGCAACCUAAUGAAGAAGAGUACAACAGUUAAAGAUUUGAAAUCUGUGCAUGAAUUCAGCUGUGCUGUGCUUUUACUCAAUCCUGAUUGUUACACAGUAUGGAAUUUACGGAAGGAACUGGUCAUCAAACGUUACAUUAAAGCAGAGGAUGACUUGAGAUUGGCAACUAUAAUUCAAACUAAACAUCCAAAAAGCCCAGAAACUUUCAUUCAAAGGAGGUGGCUGUUGCUGCAGCUGUUCCCUUCAUCAUCCUCGACUUCCAGACACACUCAACAAAGUCAUUGUCACAACUCAGCAGCACAACAUGCCAAUGGUAACUUCUUCCACAACCAGCAACACUCUAACAGUAAUAGAGGGCACGCCCCUGGUAGUUCAGUCAACCAUAGUGAGCUCACGGAGAGACAGAGGCAGGCGAUAGAGCGUGAGAUGGAUGCAUGCAGAGCAGCCGCUGAUCGCUAUCCCAGUAAUUAUAAUGCCUGGAGCCACAGGACAUGGGUGCUCAAGGAAAUAGCCAGAUUGAAUACAGGGGUGUUGCUGAAGGAACUUGAAUGUACCAAUUCCUGGGUAAAACAACACAUCUCAGAUCACAGUGGAUUCAACUAUAGAUAUUUCCUCCUCAAGAUUUUAUCUUGUAAUCACCCUUAUGAAGAUCUACUGAGGAUCCUCCAUGCUGAGCUGCUUUUCACAUCAAACCUCAUACAGAAUUUUCCUGGUCAUGAAGCAAUCUGGUAUCACAGGAGAGCCAUAUUGACCCUUGGAAGAGAAUGUCUGAAGAGAGGACAAUGCCAAGUGUCACAGAACAUAGACUUUCCUGUGAAGGUAGAGAGUCCUAAUGGUGAGGUAUGCCAAGAUAUAUCAGAUACUGAACCUUUGGUCCAGGAGGAGACGGAAUGGCUCCUCCUCAAAGACUUCUCAAGUGCUAGUGCUUUCCCUUGUCCCAAGACAUUGUCAACGUCGGCUACCCCGAAGGCGGAUACCGUGGCCCAUGCCGAGUAUGCUGCCUAUGAACGGGCCAUCAGCUGUGCCGAUCAGGACACCCACGCUGCGUUGGCUGUGUUACUAUGCAAGGAAAACCUUUUCAUGGAGUCGUUGCUCAAGAAGAGCUUCAGAGCGGACAAACCACAGUUGCAGAGGUGUAUCAAUAGCCACAAGAGAUGGCUAGGUCAUGUGCAAUUCUAGAUAUUUAUUAUUUCUAGCAUUUCUCCUUCAGCAUAUACAAUAAGUUAUAUUAGAUUAAGACUAUUUAUAACAUAAUGUGUAAUUGUAUAUGAUCAAAAGAGAGAAAUACAAUCCUGAAAUAAACUAUAUCUUAGUCUAUUACAAAUUCUAUAUUAUAUUGAACUUUAUAUUACCCUUUAUUCUGUUUGUGGGUCUUUCCAUGAAGUGGGGCUUAAAUUGUGAAAUUCCAGCAUAACUCAACAUGAAAUGUCAGUAUAACUAAAUACUCAUUAUACUAUACAUUUAUUGUCGAUACUUAACUUUUGUAUUAAGAUAAUACAUUAACUGGAAAUUUUGGACCUAUUUAGACACAUUUUUUUUAUGAAGUCACUGAGCAGAACAGUUUAUACUGCUGUUAAAGGCAUACAGUGUCCAAACAAUUAUAGUAAUAGUAUACAUCAUGUAAUUAGUAUCGAGUCAUGUUGAAAUGUCACAAUUUGUUAACCAACUUAAUGUAAAAACCUUGUGGACAAUCAUAUUUUAUAGGCUCUCUAUUUCUUUCUCUUCCUGUCUCAUUCAUUAUCUAUCUAUUGAAUUCUUUUCCUUUUAUAUUUCAAUUAUUUCUAUUUGUUGGUGAUCUCUUGUUGAUGGAAUCUAAUGUAUAUUAAUUGUCAAUAGAUCAGUAAUACAGAAACAAGAACAUGCUUGCCCCAUUAUUCAUCUGUCUUCCGCCGACUUGUGUUCAUAUUCAAUCCCUAUGCACCAACACAGUUGUCUCCACAUAGUAAAUUAUGCUCAGGGCUGCAUUGUUGUAUUCCAUAUUGUUUUGCAAAUAGUAGUUUUGCCUUAUUUUUGCCAUGGGUAUGGCACUAGUGUGAACAGCAUUGCCUUAUUUUAAUUAAAAAGUUAUUUUCUUGUGUCACUGCCAAUAAUUCAAUAUAGCACAUGUGUAUUUCAUGUAGGUUUCAUUUGGACUUAUCAAUUAGAUCUGUAGGUUAAUGUAAUUGGCUAUGAUCUCUACAACCUUUUAAAUCAGGCUCACACCUUUGCGUUCUGAACUUGUAUUCAGCUGCGUAUUGCUCAAACAAUCCAGCCAAAGGCAGCACAGCGCCAUGAAACGAGCUAAGAUGAGGCCAUUACGCAGACUAAUUCGGACUUUGCAUUCUAGCUCAACAAUUUCAUUUUUUUUCAAACAUCCGAAUCUGACCGCAUUCAUAAUUAUACAUUCAAAUAAGAGUGGCAACCAGUGAAUGUGAGCAACAGAGAGCUGUUUACGCAUCUAUAGGCCAAUGCAGCGAUAAUGCUCGAUUUAAACUAGACUUACCUUGGGUUAGUGGAAAGUUAGUGGAAAGUGUGA